Molecule: messenger RNA, 1648 nt
Organism: Eriocheir sinensis (Chinese mitten crab)
Lineage: Eukaryota; Metazoa; Arthropoda; Malacostraca; Decapoda; Varunidae
Gene: HDAC1
Product: probable histone deacetylase 1-B
Exons: 9
Coding region: 107-1648 (513 amino acids)
Molecular function (GO): histone deacetylase activity
Source: RefSeq, a predicted model, not a curated record
CCUCCCUCCUCCUCCUCUUCCUCUCCCUCCUCCUCCUCAGCCUCCCCGGACCUCCGCCAGAGAGAGAUCCCGCCGCGUGCGUUUCCCUCCUCACAAAACCUUCGCCAUGUCCACCGCGCCGCACAGCAGGAAGAAAGUCUGCUACUACUACGACAGUGACAUCGGCAACUACUACUAUGGGCAGGGCCACCCCAUGAAGCCACACCGCAUACGCAUGACCCACAACCUGCUUCUCAACUAUGGGCUCUACCGCAAGAUGGAAAUUUACCGUCCACACAAGGCCACGCAGGAUGAGAUGACCAAGUUCCACAGCGACGACUACAUCCGUUUCAUCCGCUCCAUCCGGCCGGACAACAUGAAUGAGUACAACAAACAGAUGCAGAAGUUCAACGUGGGCGAGGACUGUCCAGUGUUCGACGGCCUCUAUGAGUUCUGCCAGCUGUCCUCGGGCGGCUCCAUCGCUGGCGCCGUCAAGCUUAACAAACAGGCCUGUGAUAUCGCCGUCAACUGGGCUGGCGGACUUCACCAUGCCAAGAAGAGCGAGGCGUCAGGGUUCUGCUACGUGAACGACAUUGUCCUGGCCAUCUUGGAGUUGUUGAAGUACCACCAGCGCGUCCUCUACAUUGAUAUCGACAUCCACCACGGCGACGGGGUGGAGGAGGCCUUCUACACCACCGACCGCGUCAUGACCGUGUCCUUCCACAAGUAUGGCGAGUACUUCCCGGGCACUGGCGACCUCAGGGACAUCGGAGCGGGGAAGGGCAAGUACUACGCCGUCAACUUCCCGCUGCGUGACGGCAUCGACGACGAGAGUUACGAGAGCAUCUUCGUCCCCAUACUGACCAAGGUGAUGGAGACCUACCAGCCGUCAGCCAUCGUUCUGCAGUGCGGCGCUGACUCUCUCUCAGGGGACAGACUCGGCUGCUUCAACUUGACUCUCAAAGGACAUGCAAAGUGCGUUGAGUUCGUCAAGAAAUACAACCUUCCACUGCUGCUCCUCGGCGGUGGCGGCUACACCAUCCGCAAUGUGGCGCGCUGCUGGACCUACGAAACCGCCGUCGCCCUUAGCACGGACAUCGCCAACGAGCUGCCCUACAACGACUACUUUGAGUACUUCGGGCCGGACUUCAAGCUCCACAUCAGCCCCUCCAACAUGGCCAACCAGAACACCCCAGAGUACCUGGACAAGAUCAAGACCCGGCUCUUCGAAAACCUCCGUAUGCUGCCCCACGCGCCGGGAGUCCAGAGCAUAGCCAUACCAGAGGACGGGCUUGCCGAGGAGAGCGAGGAGGAGGACAAGGUCAGCCCAGACGAACGCAUCUCCAUCCGGGCGUCCGACAAGAGGAUCGCGCCGGACAAUGAAUACUCAGACUCCGAGGAUGAGGGCGAGGGCGGACGGCGCGAUGAGAGGUCCUUCAAACCCAAGAAGAAGACCAAAACGUCCACCGAAGAGCCGCCUUCAACCAACAACGGGGCGGAGGAGUCUGGUGGUGGCGGCGGCGGUGUGGUGGGCAAGAAGGAGGUGGUGGUGGGUGGUGGAGGUGCUGGUGGCGCUGGUGUCAAGGAGGAGAAGGCUAGUAGUGGUGGUGGCGGCGGCGGUGGUGGUGGUGGUGUGACAGGACAGACUGAGACGAAGGUUGAUUCAUGA